CUUUUCUUGAAAAGCGAUCGGAAAAAUGAAUCCGUACGCGUAUCCACCAGCACAACUACAACAACAGCAACCACAGCAGUACCAGUACCAAGCACAGUACACUCAACAACAGCCGUAUUACUACGUUCAACAACCUACUCAAGCGCAAGUGUUCCAAACGCCUCAACAGUAUCCACAAUAUGGAGCUAUCACUUAUCAGACUCCCCAAACAGCUGCUUCAGUAGGUCAGUAUCCUGUACAGGGAUAUGCUCAAGUCGCAGGGGCACAGCAAUAUGUGGCAGCUAAUGCUCCAGGGCAAAAUUUUUAACCCGGAACUGCUCAAGUCAGCCAAGGCCACGAUCAGGCGACAGCACAAAAAAAUGCUCCGAUCGCGAGUGAGGAGAGACCACCGCCAUUGCCGCCAGAGCAGGUUGAUUCUUCCACGGCUGCCCCUCCUCCCUUACCUCCUGAGCCAGCACCUAAUUCUUCAUCAGUUGAACAGAAGAUCUCUGAAGCUCAGAGGGAGUAUCAGGAGAAGUAUGCGGAAUGGCAGCGGCAGUAUGCCCAGUGGCAGGCUCAGCAUCAGAACCAUCCUGAUCAGAAGCAGUACCAAGAGUGGCAGCAGCAGAUGAAUCAGUGGACGCAACAUAAUCAAACCUUAAUGCAGAGUAAAGGAGGAGACAAGGAGCAGCAGAUGAAUCAGUGGACGCAACAUAAUCAAACCUUAAUGCAGAGUAAAGGAGGAGACAAGGAGCAGCAGAUGAAUCAGUGGACGCAACAUAAUCAAACCUUAAUGCAGAUUAAAGGAGGAGACAGGCAGCAGCAGCAGCCAAUUCAACAGCAGGCUGCUGUAGGAAGUGUAUCUACUCCAGCUCAAGGGCAUACAGUCGUACAGCAGCAGCAACAAUAUCAACAAUAUCAACAGCAACCACAACAUCAACAACAACCACCACAACAUCAACAACAACCAUCACAACAUCAUCAACAACCACCACAACAUCAACAACAACCUCCACAACAUCAACAACAACCACCACAACAUCAACAACAACAACAACCACAGCAUCAACAGCAAUCCCAACAUCAACAACAAUCACAGCAUCAACAACAACAACCACAGCCUCACCAACAACAACAGUUGUACAGUCAGCAAACUCCCUUUAUUAAUCAGCCUCAGCAAUUUGUUCACAAUCAACAACAGCCUGUUCAGGCCCAGUGGUCUCAAGGUAAUUCUUCACAAAAUACUCCAGGCCAUUAUAACCAACAACAAAAUCCAAAUUAUUUUAACCAGAGACAAUCACAACAGCAACAACAACAACAACAAUGGCAGUCGCAAUAUGAUCAAAAUAAAACAUCAAACUGGACACAAAAUCAGAACAAUAGAAACAGGCAGAGUUCUCAGAAUUAUAAUCAAGGUCCAGUGCCACAAAAAAUCCCUGGUUUGAUGGAUGUUCAGCCAAUCAGACCUCAAAAUGACAGUAAAAUUCAGCAUAAAAAUGAAUUUACAACAGAGGAGAGUCAUCUCCCAAAGUGGAUGCAGUCCUCUAAAGCUACAGCUAGACCAAGUGAAUUAGAGAAAAGUUCUACUUGGACUCAGAAAUCUGCUGCAGCUGAAAAUAAAAAUGUUCCCAAAUGGCUACAAUCUCAGAACAGUUCUACAAAUCAGCAACAACGUCAAGAUGACAAUAAUAUGCCCAAAUGGUUAAAAGAAAAACUUGAAAAAACUGAAUGGGAUGUGAAACAAGAAGCGGCAAAGAAAGCUCUCCAAGCUACAGAAGCUCAAAAGAAACAUAUUCCUAAAUGGUUGCAGGGGGGGUCUUCGAAAAGUUAUCAAACUGAAACUGUCUCUCAAGAGAAGCAGAUGCCAAACUGGCUUAGUAAUAACAAAUCUUUCCCAGUUGAUAACCAAGGUGAAGAUCACCAGACAAAAGCUCAGAUACCAAAAUGGCUUCAGGCUAAGAUGCCUGCUGCUCCAAGAAAUACUACAGGACAAAUCAACCCAGGUGAAACCUCUACAAAAACAGGAUCUAAGUGGGAUAAAAUGGAGAGAAAUAGGCCAUCUGCCAUGAUUGGUAUAAGUCCUGAUAAUCUAGAUCCCUUAAAGGAGCUUGAGUUUCUAAGGAAACAGCAAGAACAACUUCAGCAACUUGAGAAACUGGAGAAACAACUGAAGCAGACAUCACCUGCACCCAGCACCAUGAGCAAGUCAGAAUCAACCACGGCGACGUCAUCAAGUCAUGUUGUAACCAGUAGCCAGGCUGACAAAACAACAAAUGAUCCAUGGUUACAGUACAGCCUUUCAGGCCAGGCAAAUGAUAAAUCAAGUCCUGCAGAUUAUAAUAAAGGUACCACUGUCAGAAAUUCAAAGCCUAAAGGCAAAAAGUCAGCCUGCAAGUUUUUCCCUAAUUGCCGUUUUGGGAUUGGCUGCAAAUUUCAACAUCCUCCGUGUAAAAAUGGUUUGAGAUGUGAGAAUGAUAGGUGUAUAUUUGAUCACAGUGAAGAUUCUUCAAAUGAACAAAAUGCAGAGGAAUCACAAUACCCAGGUGAUUUUCCAGAUGAGUCUGAGAUGCAAAGCCAGGGUAUUGUUUCAUUAACAGGUCCAGGAGAUCAAAUUCCUGGUAUUGGAGAUGGUGAAUUUCCAAUAGUGCCAGCACAAACUCAAGAUAAAACUAAAACAGAUGGGGACAGCAAAGACAAAGAUAAUUAUCAAGACAGCAAGUAUCAUCAAUCACAAGGAGAUUACAUUGAUGUCGAAAGUGAGCAAUACCAAGGUGAAGAACAGCCACAGGUUUCAAUAGGAGAACAAUCUGUUCCUACUGCAUCAAGACAGAAUGAAACAGAACAUUUUCAGCAGUCUGAACAUCAUGAGCAUGUCUGGGGUCCCAGAGGUGAUCGGGAGAGACCACCAUACUUUGGGGAGAGACAUCCAAAGGAUACCCUUCCUUGGGAUAAAGAGAAACCCCAUCAAGAUUCAGAUAGGCCCCCACCACCACCUGGUGAUAGGUUUUUGGGCUGGGAUAGAGAGCACCCUCCUACAAACAGAGAUGGAAGGCCACCACCUCCAAGAGAGGGGCAGUAUGGUGAUGAAGACUUGCACAGAAAAGACUGGAGACCACCAUUUGAUAGACAUAACAGUGGACUAAGACCCCCAUCACCAAGGGGUGAAAGGGACUUUGGUCCUUUUAGGCAUGAUAGAGAUGGACCACCACCUUUCCCACCUGGUGAUCGAGAUACAGGACCUUGGCCAGAUAAGCCAGUUGGAAGACCUCCUUUUCCAAGAGAAGAAUGGGAUAGAAAACCCCCUUUCCCAAGAGAUAGACCCCCCUUUUCAGUGGAUGACAGGCAUCCUCAAGAACAGUAUGGCAGAAGGUCUCCAUUAGGAAGACACAACUGGGAAGAGAGACCACCUCUACUAAGGGAUGGGGAAGAUCAGAGGCCACCUUUUAGGGAUGUGAAGGAAGGAGGACCCCCUGUGCCAGGAACUGAACCAGAUCUUAAACCUCAUGACAUUAGUGCCAUUGAUAACUACUCAAAACAGGAUGAACAAGGCAAGGAGGGACAUCAGAUACCAAGAGAGCCUACUGAUAAAGGACCACCAGAAAUGGAAGGGAGAGACAGACCACCGUAUCCAAGAGAUGAACGACCCCGCCCUCCCUCCCCUGGGCGUGAUUGGGACCAACCACCUUUCCCACAAGAUCAUUGGGACUGUCCUCCUUUCCCUAGAGAUGAGUGGAACAGGCCUCCUUUUCCAAGGGAUGACAGAGAUCUACCUCCUUUCCCCAGAGAUGAGUGGGAUCGUCCUCCUUUCCCAAGGGAUGAAAGGGAAUGGCCACCCCAUUCUAGAGAGGAAAGAGAUAGACAUCCUUUUCCUAGAGAUGAAAGAGAUUUUUCAUUUCCACCAAGAGGAGGCAGAGAUCGUUGGCCACCACCUCCGAGGGAUGAAAGAGAGAGAUGGCCUCCUCCUCUCCCUCCAGGUGAAAGGGAGGAAUUUCGAUGGUCCUCAAGGGAACACGGUCCUCCAGGAAGACCCAUGUCUCCCAGGGGCAGAGAUGGGCAUAGAGGGAGACACCCAUUUGAUGAGGACGAGAGAAGAAGACGCAUGUCUCCACCUCCUUGGCCACCACUUGAUCACAUCAGACGGGGACGAUCUCCGCCAGUGGAAGAGUUUAGAGGCAGGCCUCCACCUCCUGAGGAGUUCGAUCGCUUUGGUCGCCCUCUACCACCACCAUGGGAUAGAGAGAGAAGAGACUGGAGACGACUUCCUGAAGAAGAGAGGUUUAGAGACUUACCCCACCCAGUUGACAGGUGGAGAAGAUCACCCUCACCUCACAGGGAACUUCCUGAUCGCUUCCCUACUGAUCGCUUCCCUCCUGAUCGCUUCCCUCCUGAUCGCCCCAGAGAGAGGGAAAGAGAUGGUAGACGAGGACCAGAUGAUAGGUUUUAUGAUGAGCGACCUCCUCCAGACAGAUUGCCUCCAAUGGAUGAUCACUACAGAGACCGACCCCGAUACCCAGAGGACCGUCCUCUACAUGACCCUGCUGCCUACCCACCACACCCUCACGACAGCAGACAUCCAACCGAGGCACCACGGAUGGAAAAGAAACCAGAGACUGUUCCAGUGGAGAGCAUCUUGGACCCUCCAGGGCGUGACUCUAGACCAGACAGGAUUGUCAUUAUUCUUCGAGGACCCCCAGGCAGUGGAAAGACGCAUGUAGCCAGGCUUAUCAAGGACAAGGAAGUGAACAACGGAGCACAUGCUCCAAGAAUUCUGGCCUUAGAUGAUUACUUUUUAAUGGAAGUGGAAAAAGUAGAACAGGACCCAGAAACGGGGAAGAAAGUCAAGAAGAAGGUAACAGAAUAUGUGUUUGAAGAAGAGAUGGAAGAAGCUUACCGGGCCAGUCUGUUUAAAUCAUUUUCUAAGACACUGGAAGAUGGAUUUUUUCCUGUGGUGAUAGUCGACGCUAUUCAUGACAAGGUUGAACAUUUUGAGAAAUACUGGAGCCACGCAAAGCAAAAGGGAUUCGAGGUUUAUAUCGCUGAGUUGAUGGCUGAUGCGCAUGCGUGCGCCAAACGGAACAGUCACAACCGGACGUUUGAGGACAUCAAUAAGGUACUAACUAGGAUGCCUUUCUAA
Molecule: messenger RNA, 5113 nt
Organism: Stylophora pistillata
Lineage: Eukaryota; Metazoa; Cnidaria; Anthozoa; Scleractinia; Pocilloporidae
Biological process (GO): regulation of telomere maintenance
Cellular component (GO): nucleus
Molecular function (GO): metal ion binding
Source: RefSeq, a predicted model, not a curated record